AUGAAGCUUGCGAAGGAUAAUGAAGCAACUAAGUCUGCCCGCUCCAAGUUUCCAUCAUUAAACAAGAUGCCACUCCUCACAUUUAUACUCAAACAUCUACCACUCACCUUCCCAAAGCUGACCUCUUUACAUACCCGCCUAUUGAACAUGACCACCGAGGCUACAAUUCCAUUCGUUACUGUUACGAGAAAAUCUAGUUCAGGGACCCGACUUCCAUAUUGCAAGUCCACAAAAAUGCUGAGAUUUGAUUGGUGGUGUGGUCCGGUGGUGUUGAGAACUAAGAAAAGUGUACCCCACCUUCCCGAAACGGGUGUAGAUCCGCCGGGGCUCGUCUUUGGCAUGCGAAGAAUACGAUACGGAGAACCACCAGAAGGGUGUUUCUUGGUCGUGGCUCGAAUGACCACUCCUAAAUUCCAACGGAUACAGUCAGCCCUCAUUCUUCCUCGAGUAAUAAUGCGGAACUGGUCUCGCAGAUCUCAUCUACCAUUUCGAUCGGUUGAGGAGAUUAAUCGGGUUUCUGGUGUGACAUUUCAGGAGAGUCAGCCCCUAACAGAGAUGAGUGAAUGUGUCCUCUAUUACAGAGAAUACAACUACAACCGAAGGUUUCUUGGUGCUUCAAGUACGCUGAGGGUAAUGGUCUUGCAAGGGCGCGCGAGACGAGAAAUUAGAGACUUAGCACCCUUCGUCGUGUGCCCUGUGCAUGGUCCCUUUGUGAGAAUUGAUUCACUCCAUUACGUAAUUCCAUGUCCUGCUACACCUGUGUCCGAGUGCAUCUCAUUUUCUAUUACUGCCUACUGGCGGCUUCGGAUGGCUCUAGUUCGACGGGAUCAAACAGAAGAGUGUGGGUCUGGGGUGGAGGAGACUUAUGGUCAGGACGCCAACGGAACGAGCGGUACAUGGCCUGUAAUUGACUUGACAGGAGAUCUUCGGCAAUAUAGAAAUUGA
This is a messenger RNA of Lindgomyces ingoldianus, 945 nucleotides long. RefSeq lists its product as uncharacterized. The transcript is spliced from 9 exons. The coding region runs from base 1 to 945 and encodes 314 amino acids. Lineage: Eukaryota; Fungi; Ascomycota; Dothideomycetes; Pleosporales; Lindgomycetaceae. The record is from RefSeq and is a predicted model, not a curated record.